AUGGCGCUGAUCGACUCGGUGCCCAUGCUGAUGUCGCUGCAGCCUAACGAGCGCAUGAAGCUGUCCGACGCCCUGGAACUCAGGUACCACAAGCGCGGCGAGUGCAUCGUCAGCGAGGGCGAUCCGUCCAACGGCAUGUACUUCGUCGUGGAUGGUGUGGUCGGAGUGUUCGUGACCAGGGGUGCGGGCAAGGGGGCCCGCGUGAACCGGAUCGGCAAGGGUGGCUACUUCGGUGAGCUGUCGCUGAUCACGGGCAGCAACCGCAACGCGUCCGUGUACGCCGAGUGCCCCGUCAAACUGGCGUUUCUGGAUGCGGGCGCGUUCGAGCGCAUGCUGGGCCCAUGCAUGGAAAUUAUGAAGCGCAACAUACAGAACUACACGGCCCAGUUGGCCGCGGUCUUCGGCUCCGAACACGAUUGA
Molecule: messenger RNA, 420 nt
Organism: Sipha flava (yellow sugarcane aphid)
Lineage: Eukaryota; Metazoa; Arthropoda; Insecta; Hemiptera; Aphididae
Product: cAMP-dependent protein kinase type II regulatory subunit-like
Exons: 1
Coding region: 1-420 (139 amino acids)
Source: RefSeq, a predicted model, not a curated record